Messenger RNA from Abrus precatorius (Indian licorice), 1536 nucleotides. Its product is annotated as CCR4-NOT transcription complex subunit 9-like. The record is from RefSeq and is a predicted model, not a curated record. NCBI's taxonomy places the organism in Eukaryota, Viridiplantae, Streptophyta, Magnoliopsida, Fabales, Fabaceae. Gene Ontology annotation, biological process: mRNA catabolic process; negative regulation of translation. Gene Ontology annotation, cellular component: CCR4-NOT complex; CCR4-NOT core complex; P-body. Bases 160 to 1134 code for a protein of 324 amino acids. The transcript is spliced from 9 exons.
ACGUGUCUCUUCCCAACGCAAAACGGUAGCAGAAGCCAAACUCAUAUUCUUACGGUGUCUUUGGGUGCGUUGUGUUGUCUUUAAAACGAAGAAAGAAAAAAAUACAACAAACCAAACUGAGUCACUCUGUGAAAACCAGAAACCCAACUCACUCCUCAAAUGACCAAUUUGCCCCAGUCGCUGUCUAUGGGCGCUGCCUUCGGCGCCGGCGCUCCUCCGCCGCCCUCGCCCAAUGCUUCCUCCGCCCAAGGCUCCGCCGCUACCAAGGAUCGCAAGAUGGCUUCGGCGGAGCAGCUUGUUCUCGAGCUCAGUAACCCUGAACUCCGUGAAAAUGCUCUUCUCGAACUCUCUAAGAAAAGAGAGCUGUUUCAAGAUCUUGCUCCAUUGUUAUGGAAUUCAUUUGGUACUAUUGCCGCACUUUUGCAGGAAAUAGUUUCAAUAUAUCCUGUUCUUUCUCCACCAAAUCUUACCCCCGCACAAUCAAAUCGAGUGUGCAAUGCUCUUGCUCUUCUUCAGUGUGUAGCAUCUCACCCUGACACAAGGAUGCUAUUCCUCAAUGCUCAUAUACCUCUAUAUCUGUAUCCCUUCCUUAAUACAACAAGCAAAUCAAGACCAUUUGAGUACUUGAGGCUUACCAGUCUUGGUGUCAUUGGUGCAUUGGUGAAGGUUGAUGAUACAGAAGUUAUAAGUUUCCUUCUUUCAACAGAGAUAAUUCCUCUGUGCUUGCGCACCAUGGAAAUGGGUAGUGAACUAUCAAAAACAGUUGCAACAUUUAUUGUUCAAAAAAUUCUGUUGGAUGAUGUGGGCUUGGACUACAUUUGUACUACAGCUGAGCGCUUUUUUGCGGUAGGUCGAGUUUUGGGAAACAUGGUGGCAGCUCUUGCUGAGCAACCCUCAUCUCGUCUUUUGAAGCAUAUCAUUCGAUGCUAUCUUCGCCUGUCUGAUAAUCCAAGGGCCUGUGAUGCAUUAAGAAGCUGUCUGCCCGACAUGUUAAGAGAUGCUACUUUCAGCAGUUGCCUUCGUGAAGACCCCACAACUAGGAGGUGGCUACAACAAUUGCUUCACAAUGUUGGAGUGAAUCGUGUUCCUGCACUGCAAGCUGGAGGAGGUUUCGAUCAUAUGAUUGUGACCUGAGUAUAAACUAUAGAUCAUGCUUCAUUGCUGGCCUUACCAUCAUCGCUUUUUGGGUCCUGUUAUAUUUAUAUUUCAUGAAACUCGGGUGUUAAGAGGAAAAGGAAGGUUGUAAUUAUUGGUGCAUGGAAACUAAAGACUUUCUUUUCUGUAUUUUAAUAAUUUGUAUGUAGCCAACUAGGUGGUUCUCUUUACCCCCUUGUAUUUAAGACAUUUAUAUGGUUUUUUCACCUUAAUCAACUUUGAGUAGGUAUAUUAUGGUAUCAAAUAUUUCGAUCGAGGCAUUCAUGAAAGGUGGCCUUUUAUAUUACUCCAACAAACGCGAUCUUUAUUUAUUACCAAUAAAGUUUGGAGUACCUUAGGGUAAAAAUUAAGUGUUUAUUCAAUAAUAGUUUUUUUUCCAUU